AUGUGCGUCUCGAUCAUCGCUGGAGGCACUUUCUUCUUCGUGUGUCUCUUCCAGUGCUACCCAAUCUCGUACAUGUGGGACCGCACUUCGCAAGAAGGAAAGUGCGUUGACAACACAGUCAUCACCGCUCUCGGCUACGUCUACAGUAUCUUCAGUAUCAUCACCGACUUCACCUUCGCUAUCAUUCCGGGAUUCUUGGUAUGGCACCUGCAGUUGAAGAGGAGGACCAAGGUUGCUUUGAUCCCGUUGAUCACUAUGGGGUGCAUCGCAAGUGCUGCGGUCAUCGCGCGCAUGCCUUUCGUUCACUACUUCAACUCUCCUGACUUCCUCUGGUCCACACUUGACAUCGCCAUCUGGUCAUCGGUCGAACAAGGUCUCGCUAUCACUGCCGGUAGUCUUGCAACGCUACGCCCACUAUUCUUCAUCGCCAUGCACAAGCUCGGUCUCUCUACUCGCCCAACUGGAGCCUAUCGUCCGUCCGCAUACGGCAUGUCCGCCCCCUUACCCGGCAACGCCGCUGGGAACUCCAAAGCCGACAAGCUCCGCCCCGACAUGUACAAACUUUCCGCCACCGUACAAACUCGCACCUCCGACGACGAACCUGUUUCGAAUUCGAAUAAAUGGUACGGCGGAAAAGCGCCACCAAACUCGAAGAAAAGUACGCGUGUGGACAACUCCGACAACGAUAGUCAAAGGAGUCUGAGGAUCAAGAGCGCUCGGAGCAGUGCGGAAGAGGACCACUUCCAGAACGGCAUCAUGGUCUCCAAGUCAUUUUACAUCACGGAUGAAGAGCGGGGAUCGGUUUUGUCUGCGCCUUACAGAUGA
Alternaria hordeiaustralica is the source of this 825-nucleotide messenger RNA. RefSeq lists its product as uncharacterized. The record is from RefSeq and is a predicted model, not a curated record. Bases 1 to 825 code for a protein of 274 amino acids. The transcript is spliced from 2 exons. Lineage: Eukaryota; Fungi; Ascomycota; Dothideomycetes; Pleosporales; Pleosporaceae.